CCCAGAAACCACUUGAAUAUUUCUGUAUCGAGCGGAGAGCGAACCGUCGCAUAAUUAAGUGCCCUACUUCGUACCAGAGCCAAAGGCCUCGGGAACUGGGGCCUUACGGGAACGUCGAGUGCUCUGCUGUAUACAGCCCUGAGUUGUGUGUGAGAGCAGGUUCGGUCGGCUAAGUCUAUUUAUAGAACUGCCCUGUAAGUGCCUCGCUGGCGGCUUACUUAUCGAUGGCUUAGCGAUGACUACCGAGAGAGCGAGUGGGGUCACACCACGGUAGGCACCAGGGAACAAAGCACUGAGACACGGUUUACAGACAGGCUUGUGUAUGUACAAUGCACGCCAAUAAUAUUUUAGACAUUGUCCGAGUUACACCACGAAACAGGAAGCCACAAUGGACUCACAAAGAAACUCAGCAUCUCAUCCGGGAGUUCGACAAACGGAAGCUCCUUCUGAGACCCAAACCCGGCGAAGUUGUGUCGUCUGCUUCAAAACACCGUGCCUGGGUAGAGAUAGCGCAGGCGGUCAACCUCACCAACCCUCACGUACACAGGACCGUGUCGGAGGUGCAGAAGAAAUGGCAGAACUUAUGUUUACGUACCAAGAAGGACAAAGAUGGUCUCCCUAACCCUGUUGACAGUCUGUUUAGCGCGAUGUCGCGGGCAGACCGAUCUUUAUUCCAAGAUCACAGCAACCAGCAUCAUCAGUCGCUGUCCAUACAGCCCCUGUCCAUACAGCCACGCCCACUACUAGUACAGCCUUACCAAUCCCCCGACAACGGCACCGGAAAUGGCACCCACCCCUUGGUUCCUGUCAAGAUCGAGAAGGUGGACUCGGUGGACGAGUUGAUGCGUACAAACCAUACGGAUACGUCAGGUGACAGUCGUCCUGAGAGCAUCAGGUCACAGUUGAGUUACGGCGAUGUGGAGUUCAUCAGCCCUACGUCACAGCCGGAGUUUGACAUGUACGCGACUAGUUCGGGCAUCGUACAUACCGCACACGAACCCGAGGCUCUGGGAACAGUGCCUGCCAUUAUACCGGCUUCCGAACCAGCCAGGGGCCAAAAGCGGAAGCAGAGUAAUAUGGACGAUACAAUGGAAAACUUUUCCAAUUACAGUAUGGCCGACACAGAACUAUUAGACGUCAAGAGAAAUUUAAUGAUGGCAGAAAUGCAAAAAUACAAAUUAGAAUGUGAAAAAUUAAGGACCGAGAGAGACAAACUUGUCCUUGAAACGGAGAAAAUUAUAAUGGAAAAAGAAAAGCUUAUGAUUGAGCUUGAGACAUUACGUUCCACAAGUGAACAACGCCGAGUAAGCCAGAUAAAGACAUUACCUCAGCUGGAGAAGGAACGACUGGUACUGGAAAAUGAAAAAUUAGCCUUGGAGAUCGAGAAUAUGAAGAGUCUGCACAAAGUAGCCGUGGAAAAAAUACAACUCGAAAAACAAAGAUAUUCACUGGAAAACGACAAACUGAGUGUGGAAAUUCAGAAUCUACGAGGAUCUAAUAGAUCUAAUACCUAUCAGGCCAUCUUGUAGAGCACGUGACCAAGACUUAACUCUAUCAGGCAAUCAUGUACAGCAGGUUAUAACGAGACCGGGAAACAUUCCCAAAUGUUAACUUUCUCAAUAUCUUAAUAUCAAAAUCUACUCUACCAAGCGGGAAUCUUUUUUUUUUUUUCAAAUAGCAUGACAUCACACAUAUUUUGUUUUCAUUGAAAUACUGUUUAUGUACAUACUCACUAACAGUUACAGUCAUUGAUGACUGCAGUAGAAAAUCAUCUAUUUGCACAUCUCUCUAUACAUCCAAUUCAAAUGUCUUUUGGUGCUGAAUAUCCCGGUUUCAAAUGUUUUUAGCGAAUUGUGUCGAAACACGUACAUAUCCAUGUCUGUCUAGUUCUAUAAGGCGUGUUCAAAAGAUUACGAAUAACUAACGCUAAAUUCAUGUAAAGACGGGUAGAUAACGCCCAUGGUAGUUUGGUUGUACAGGGAGAAUUGGUCCAAAAGGCCAGUCAGGACUUGAUGUAAAUAAUACCAGCCUUGUGUUCAGGAACUAAAGCAUUUUGUUUACAGGUUUACAUGUAGACACUUUUGUAUGUUUCGUCUAUAUUAAAAUGUUCGCAGUCCGGGUUAUUUCUGUCUUGAUAUUUAUAGUUCAUCUGGUCAAAAGCUGGAUAGGAUUUUACUCCGCACGGAGUCAAACGCUGGACAUGAUUUAAUCAAAGUUACGUCAAAUGAUCGAACGAGUUUUCUAAAUGCUGUGAACAUAAAGUCUGUACAAUAUAUUUGACUAUUUUAAGUUUGUAAUUCUAAAUGUUACAAACAGUUCAUAUGUUUUGGCUAGAGUUAUCUUUUCUUUCUGGCAC
Messenger RNA from Mizuhopecten yessoensis (Yesso scallop), 2356 nucleotides. Its product is annotated as myb/SANT-like DNA-binding domain-containing protein 4. NCBI's taxonomy places the organism in Eukaryota, Metazoa, Mollusca, Bivalvia, Pectinida, Pectinidae. The transcript is spliced from 3 exons. The record is from RefSeq and is a predicted model, not a curated record. Bases 330 to 1529 code for a protein of 399 amino acids. Gene Ontology annotation, cellular component: nucleus.